Messenger RNA from Mesoplodon densirostris (Blainville's beaked whale), 1340 nucleotides. RefSeq names its product VHL binding protein 1 (gene VBP1). Gene Ontology annotation, biological process: protein folding; tubulin complex assembly; microtubule-based process. Gene Ontology annotation, cellular component: prefoldin complex; cytoplasm. The transcript is spliced from 6 exons. NCBI's taxonomy places the organism in Eukaryota, Metazoa, Chordata, Mammalia, Artiodactyla, Ziphiidae. The record is from RefSeq and is a predicted model, not a curated record. Bases 22 to 615 code for a protein of 197 amino acids. Gene Ontology annotation, molecular function: tubulin binding.
GCGCGCGCUCGCUUCCCCAAGAUGGCGACCGGUAAGGAGGGUUGUGGUUUGAGAGAAGUGGCUGGAGGGAAUGGGCGGCGGCUCCACCUGGGGAUUCCUGAGGCCGUUUUCGUGGAAGAUGUAGAUUCCUUCAUGAAACAGCCUGGGAAUGAGACUGCAGAUACAGUACUGAAGAAGCUGGAUGAACAGUACCAGAAGUAUAAGUUUAUGGAGCUCAACCUUGCUCAAAAGAAAAGGAGGCUAAAAGGUCAGAUUCCUGAAAUUAAGCAGACUUUAGAAAUUCUAAAGUACAUGCAGAAGAAAAAAGAGUCCACCAAUUCCCUGGAGACCAGGUUCUUACUGGCAGAUAACCUGUAUUGCAAAGCUUCAGUUCCUCCUACCGAUAAAGUGUGUCUGUGGUUGGGGGCGAAUGUAAUGCUUGAAUAUGAUAUUGAUGAAGCUCAGGCGUUGUUGGAAAAGAAUUUAUCGACUGCCACAAAGAAUCUUGAUUCUCUUGAGGAAGACCUGGACUUUCUUCGAGAUCAAUUUACUACCACAGAAGUCAAUAUGGCCAGGGUUUAUAAUUGGGAUGUAAAAAGAAGAAACAAAGAUGAUCCUACCAAGAACAAAGCAUAAUGCUGGCAAUUAAAAAUGUGGUUCAAUUUUCCAAACAUGUUAUUUUAAAUACUCCAAAGUUUAUCCUUAAAAGUUGACAUAACUUUAAAUAAUUUUUAACAGCAAGAAUGAUGAUUAAAACUUAAAAGAAAGGUACAGCCACUAUGGAGAACAGUAUGGAGCUUCCUUAAAAAACUAAAAAUAGAACUACCAUAUGACCCAGCAAUCCCACUACUGGGCAUAUACCCUGAGAAAACCAUAAUUCAAAAAGAGACAUGUACCAAAAUGUUCAUCGCAGCUCUAUUCACAAUAGCCCAGAGAUGGAAACAACCUAAGUGUCCAUCAUCGGAUGAAUGGAUAAAGAAGAUGUGGCACAUAUAUACAAUGGAAUAUUACUCAGCCAUAAAAAGAAACGAAACUGAGCUAUUUGUAAUGAGGUGGAUAGACCUAGAGUGUGUCAUACAGAGUGAAGUAAGUCAGAAAGAGAAAAACAAAUACCGUAUGCUAACACAUAUAUAUGGAAUUUAAGAAAAAAAAAUGUCAUGAAGAACCUAGGGGUAAAACAGGAAUAAAGACACAGACCUACUUGAGAAUGGACUUGAGGAUAUGGGGAGGGGGAAAGGUAAGCUGUGACAAAGCGAGAGAGAGGCAUGGACAUAUAUACAGUACCAAACGUAAAGUAGAUAGAUAGUGGGAAGCAGCCGCAUAGCACAGGGAGAUCAGCUCCGUGCUUGGUGACCGCCUGG